AUGGCCGACGCAUCAUCUCCACCGAAUCUUGUUCGUCUAGGGAGUCUGAAGAACUUCUUGUCCCUGUCGGAAGACCCAGUCCUUCACUCGACGCGCGGACAGCACCUCCCCGCUCUCCUGCACAACCUAUCAUCUCAGAACCUAUCCGUUGACUCAGAGCAAUACACUCGGCGACCAUCUUCCUUACGGAGCGAGGCCCGGUAUGAGAGACAAAACAGCGAUGACACGGAUCUCGAGCUUGGCAGGACGCACAGCGCCCAAACGGGCAGAGUGUCAUCGGAAGAGAGGGACAGGAGGACGAGUUCUGGAGCUGCGGCUCUCAUGACGCCGCAGAUGCGCAGCCAGCGGUUGAUAGGGAAUAGCAACCCACGAUACAGAUGGGAACAGUACUGGAAGACCGAGGAAGAGCUCAAGAAGAUGUCAAAGCCUCUGCGGCAAUACUACGAGCGCAACAACUACCUCAUCCAGCAGUACUCCUACAUUGACAGGCUUCUCGACUCCUCACUCCCUCAUAGUCUACUCCAAGAGUACAAUCAGCCGUAUUCCGGUGUGGACAUCCCUUCUACGAUCGUCGAAGAGCCCAGAUCAACACCUACCUCCCCGGAUAUCGCGGGCAUGAACGGCAACACGCCGGGCAUGGAAAGCAUUGACAAACUCAUGGGCAAUGAGUACAGUACUAAAUCGAAAAUCAAGCGAACUCCGAAAGACUUAUACAAGGUUCCGGACGAGGAAAGGCCACUACUCGAGGACGACGACACUGCUGAGGAUUCAAAACCAAACAUGCCGCAAUACGAACCGGAGGAAAGCUCCGACAGCAGCGACAGGAUUGUUACGGUCGCCAUCUACCUCAACCUGGUGGCCAACACUACACUACUAAUCCUGAAAAUCAUAGUAGCUGUGCUUACCGACUCGCUCUCCGUUCUUGCAAGCUUGGUCGAUGCAGCACUCGAUUUCCUGAGUACUGCGAUCGUAUGGACAACCACGCGACUCAUCUCCCGAAGGGAUCAGUACUCCUACCCGGUGGGUCGCCGGAGACUAGAACCUAUCGGUGUAUUAGUAUUCUCCGUGAUUAUGAUCACCUCCUUCUUCCAGGUUGCUCUCGAAGGUAUCAACCGGCUCCGCUCCUCAGGCGACCACACUCUAGUGCAGCUCACCAUCCCAGCCACCGCUAUCAUGGCCUCGACAGUCGUCAUCAAGUUUCUCUGCUGGCUGUGGUGCCGCUUCAUUAAGAACUCCAGCGUGCAGGCACUGGCUCAAGACGCCAUGACCGACGUCGUCUUCAACAUCUUCAGCAUCAUCUUCCCGCUAGUCGGCUACUACGCCAAAGUCUGGUGGCUCGACUCCCUCGGCGGCAUCCUCCUCUCCAUCUACGUAAUCCUAAACUGGUCGCGGACAUCUUCAACCCACAUCCGCAACCUCACCGGCGCAGCCGCCUCCGCAGACGAGCGCAACGUCCUGCUCUACCUGACCAUGCGCUUCGCGAAGACGAUCAAGCAGAUUCAGGGCCUGCAGGCGUACCACGCGGGCGACAAGCUCAAUGUGGAAGUUGAUGUGGUGCUUGAUGAGAACACGAGUUUGAGGGAUAGUCAUGAUUUGGGCGAGAGCUUGCAGUAUGUGCUCGAGAGCGUGCCGACGGUCGAUCGCGCGUUUGUGCAUUUGGAUUAUGCGGGGUGGAAUCUGCCGAGUCAUAUGCAGCAGCAGGAUUGA
Coniosporium apollinis CBS 100218 is the source of this 1707-nucleotide messenger RNA. RefSeq lists its product as uncharacterized. Gene Ontology annotation, cellular component: membrane. Bases 1 to 1707 code for a protein of 568 amino acids. Gene Ontology annotation, biological process: monoatomic cation transport; transmembrane transport. Lineage: Eukaryota; Fungi; Ascomycota; Dothideomycetes. The record is from RefSeq and is a predicted model, not a curated record. Gene Ontology annotation, molecular function: monoatomic cation transmembrane transporter activity. The transcript has 4 exons.